Molecule: messenger RNA, 1158 nt
Organism: Anarrhichthys ocellatus (wolf-eel)
Lineage: Eukaryota; Metazoa; Chordata; Actinopteri; Perciformes; Anarhichadidae
Gene: pax4
Product: paired box 4
Exons: 8
Biological process (GO): regulation of transcription by RNA polymerase II; anatomical structure development
Molecular function (GO): DNA-binding transcription factor activity, RNA polymerase II-specific; RNA polymerase II cis-regulatory region sequence-specific DNA binding
Source: RefSeq, a predicted model, not a curated record
AUGUGCGGAACAAACGAUCUGCCGAAUGAAGGUGGUGGAAGUGUCAACCAGCUGGGAGGGAUGUUUCUCAACGGCAGACCUCUCCCAGAAUCCAAGAGGAGGAAAAUGAUUGAACUGGCCAUGGAGGGAGUCCGACCGAACCAGAUCUCCAGGAUACUUCGGGUGUCCAGCGGGUGCGUCAGUAAGAUCUUGAGUCGCUACCGCCGCACUGGACUCCUGGAGCCCAAAACCAUUGGAGGCAGCCGGCCUCGGCUUCUCACCCCCGGUGUCAUCUCCACAAUCAUCCAGUGCAGGAGGGAAAACCCAACCAUUUUUGCUUGGGAAAUCCGAAAGCGCCUCGCAGCAGCACGGAUAUGCAAAGCCUCCAAAGUUCCCAGCGUGUCGUCCAUUAAUCGGAUUCUCAGAAGGAUUCACUUGGACCACGGGCCGAUGUGCAUGGAGAUCAAUGCGCACAUCAGGACUGAGCAGGAUUGUGAUUCUCUCAUUCAAGAAGAAGUGAAAGAGAGAAAGAUGUCCGAGACGGCAUGUUGUAUUGACCAGAAGCCUGAAGGCGUCCAGCACCGAAACCGCACCACCUUCACCCCGGAGCAGAGCACAGCACUGGAGCAAGAAUUCUCUCAUAGCCAGUAUGCGGAUAUGUACACGAGAGAGAAACUGUCAGCUGAGAUCAAACUUCCUGAGGACACCAUCAAGGUCUGGUUUUCAAACAGACGGGCUAAAUUGAGGAGGGAAGCCAAACACAGGAGUGACACACAGAGUAAAACACCUGAUUUUGCAGAACCCCUUUGAAGUUUGAGAAAGUAAACUAAUUAUUGAUUUCCUUCAAUGUGACAUACAGGUAUGAACAGUUCUGCAAAUCUGACAUCCAUCUCAGUCCAGCCCUCAUUCCUCCAUCAGCCUCAUAACAUGAUGGCCCAGACCAUGCCAGACAAGACUCCACUGGAUCACCACAGAGAAAGAUUCACUCUCCCUUUGGUCCACCAUCACACAGACAUGAGGACAUCCCUCACUUUGGCAACCGAGUCCAUGAGAACAGAGCGCCCUGUGACUCAGUGCUGGAACCAGCAGGGGAUUUCUUUUACCUGCGGCCAGCUUCAAACCCAUGAGAGGUUCGUAUUUCCUCAGCAGCCCUGGGAUGUGAAUCGCUACCUGGACUAA